AGAAGAAGAAGUAGAAGAGAAAAAAAGCAGUGAUGGUCGAAUCUGCGAGGAGAGUGCCACCCGAGGAGAGCAGGAGGAGUGCCACCUCAGGCCGCCCUUCGCUGGCACCCCGGAGGCUCCUGGUGCCAGCCCUGCUCCUGGCCCUCAUCCUCCUCCUCACACCAACAGUGGGCGGCGUCAAGUGUUACGAGUGUGUACACAACAACCAGAGAAUGAAGAGGCACAAUCGUUACGUCUAUCCUUGUUCGGAGUUUGAUGGCUCAGACAGAUACAUCAUGAACUGCCCAGACUCGAAGCUUUGCAUUUACCAGCGGAUAACUUUGCCAUUGUCAAACGCAGAAAACAUAAUUGUGAAAACAAUGGAUGGCUGUACCCCAAACACCACCGACAACGCUCGCUAUGCCGAGGCAGGCCUGGUCAAAGAAGGCUGCAUCCAACACAAGAGCUUAUACAAACCGCCCUCAUCCGAGUACUGUUACUGCAGCCACAAUCUCUGUAACGGAACGACGGCCAACUUGUCUUCUACAGUUGUCCUGGCAAUCCUAUUGGCAACGGCACUUUUUUACAAUUACCGAUGGUCAAGUUCAUCCUGAUAUUUCCAAACCCAUAGAUAUUAUAAAAUAAUACAUACACUCAGAUCUCCUUUCCAUAAUCUUCAACUGCAAAUCUUCUACUAUGAGUAAAUACAGGAUGUUUCUGGUUUCUGGUUAUGCUAAGGUUUACAUGGAAAUGUUGUGAAACUUCCUUGGGAAGUCUUUAGGUAGGGUGUCAGAUUUUGGGAACUAACCGAUUCCAAAUUUAAUUUGGGAACUGUAAAUACUUGUCUACAAAUCCAAGAAUGUUAAAUUUUAUAUCAUGCAAAAAAAACAAAAACAAUCCUUAUCUAAAUCUUUAGAAUACUUUUAUAUAAAUCAUAGCUUCAAGAGACUCUUCAAAUAUUUUCUGAGCCAUCACACAACAAGCAUCCACGUUCUUAACUACUGCAGAGUACACGAGGCAUUGACUUAUGUUUGACAGACUACCCAUUACUCCAGAA
Molecule: messenger RNA, 1036 nt
Organism: Penaeus indicus
Lineage: Eukaryota; Metazoa; Arthropoda; Malacostraca; Decapoda; Penaeidae
Exons: 3
Coding region: 33-593 (186 amino acids)
Source: RefSeq, a predicted model, not a curated record